Molecule: messenger RNA, 5798 nt
Organism: Pogona vitticeps (central bearded dragon)
Lineage: Eukaryota; Metazoa; Chordata; Lepidosauria; Squamata; Agamidae
Gene: PRICKLE1
Product: prickle planar cell polarity protein 1
Molecular function (GO): zinc ion binding
Source: RefSeq, a predicted model, not a curated record
UUCCUUACCCUGAGCUUCUAGGUGCCUUCCCCACUCCCAAUCCCCACGUGCGUUGGCUGCCCGUCUUCUCCAUCCCGCUGCGCAGGCGAGGCUCAGCCAUACCAGGCACAAAUCCCCACGCCAGGGACGGCUCCUGGGUUAGCAGGGCUUGUGCUAACUGGGCGCUCCUGUGACCAGCGAAUGCUGUCAGGGGCAGCCUUCUUUUGCAACGACAUGGACACGGGUAUGUCUUUAACUGGGCCAAGUCUGUUCGCUUCUCCGUCGCGCAUCUUCUCCCCUUGCCUGUACCCCUGAAGGGGAGAGAAAGAGGAAGGGCUUCCUGAGGAUGCGAUCCCCUCCCUCGUUCUGAACGCUUGGGCUUCAUUGCUGCUUUUGCUGUGUUGGCUUUCCUUUCUGGGUAGUUUCUCCUGCUCCUGUAGACGUGCCAGAUGGAGACAUUUGAUUCAACAACCCUGCUUCUUGUGAGACCUUAAUUGAUGAACUGUGAUUGAAUAUCCUGACACCACCCCAGUGACUUUUGUCUUUUGGAAAUGGAUCCAAAAAUUGGCAAUCUUACGUAUGGCUUCCAGCGAAGCUCAACGUCAGAUGAUGACUCUGGAUGUGCUUUAGAAGAAUACGCCUGGGUCCCUCCAGGUCUUAGACCUGAGCAGGUGCAGCUGUACUUUGCUUGUCUGCCAGAGGAGAAGAUCCCUUAUGUUAACAGUCUUGGAGAGAAACACCGAAUUAAACAGCUUCUUUAUCAGCUGCCACCCCAUGAUAAUGAGGUGAGAUACUGCCAGUCUUUAAGUGAAGAAGAGAAGAAGGAACUUCAAAUAUUUAGUUCACAGAGAAAGAAGGAAGCACUGGGACGAGGCACAGUCAAAGUACUCCCCAGAGCAGUAAUACAUACCCUUUGUGAACAGUGUGGCACCAAGAUAAAUGGAGGUGAAGUUGCAGUGUUUGCCUCAAGAGCUGGGCCUGGAGUUUGCUGGCAUCCAUCUUGUUUCAUGUGCUUUACAUGCAGUGAACUUCUGGUUGACUUAAUCUAUUUCUAUCAAGAUGGAAAAAUUCACUGUGGGAGACACCAUGCUGAACUCCUCAAGCCACGGUGUUCGGCGUGUGAUGAGAUUAUUUUUGCUGACGAAUGCACAGAAGCAGAGGGCCGCCAUUGGCACAUGAAACACUUCUGUUGUCUUGAGUGUGAAACUAUCCUCGGGGGACAGAGGUACAUUAUGAAGGAUGGACGCCCAUUCUGCUGUGGAUGUUUUGAGUCACUUUAUGCAGAAUAUUGUGAGACCUGUGGGGAACACAUAGGGGUUGAUCACGCUCAGAUGACUUAUGAUGGACAACACUGGCAUGCUACAGAAACUUGCUUUUCUUGCGCUCAUUGCAAAGUUUCUCUACUUGGCUGCCCUUUCCUUCCCAAGCAAGGCCAGAUUUAUUGUUCCAAGUCAUGCAGCCUGGGAGAAGAUGUUCAUGCUUCAGACUCUUCUGAUUCUGCCUUCCAGUCUGCUCGAUCCAGAGACUCCAGAAGAAGUGUUCGUAUGGGGAAAAGUAGCCGGUCAGCAGAUCAGUGCAGGCAAUCUCUCCUCCUGUCCCCAGCAAUGAACUACAAAUUCCCUGGUCUUUCAAGCACUGCUGACGAUACACUUUCUCGGAAACUGGAUGACUUAAGCUUAUCAAGGCAAGGUGUUAGUUUUGUUGACGAAGACCUCUGGAAAGGAAGAGGGGAGGAAAUCUCUGAUGAUCCAGAAGAGUGGGCUGAACAUGAAGACUAUAUGACUCAGUUGCUCCUAAAAUUUGGUGAUAAAGGCCUCUUCCAGCAGCCAGUAGACCUGGAUGUUAGAGGCAAUGAGCAGUGGAUAUGUGAGGGUAUGGUUAAAGGGAGAACAGAGUUGAAGAAAAAUAGUCAAAGCCUAGCAAGUAAAAAAUACCAGUCAGAUAUGUACUGGGCCCAGUCCCAAGAUGGCUUAGGAGACUCUGCAUAUGGGAGCCACCCGGGUCCUGGCAACAGCAGGAAGAUCCAAGAGUUGGACAUGGAACACGGCACACCUAGAUACAAAUGCGACCAAAAGCCAUGGUAUGGCAAUUCACUGGAGUGUUUGUCAAACCUGAAACAAGAGCAGUGUGUUCGGGACUCGAUGGACUCUCUUGCUUUAUCUAAUAUCACAGGUGCUUCUGUUGAUGGAGAAGUCAAACCAAGACCUUCUUUGUAUUCCUUGCAUACCUAUCAGGAGCUGGAGACAGAGGACUGUGAGAAAAUGAGCAACAUGGGAACUCUGAAUUCCUCUAUGCUUCAUCGGAGCACAGAGUCUCUAAAGAGUUUAAGCUCUGAAUUAUGUCAAGGUGAGCCACUGCCAGAAGAAAAGCCAGUGCACAUGCCGGUACUAAGAAGAUCCAAAUCCCAGAGUAGACCUCAGCAAGUUAAGUUUUCAGAUGAUGUAAUUGAUAAUGGGAAUUAUGAGAAUCUUGACAUUCGUCAGCCUCCUAUGAGUGAAAGGACUCGGAGACGUGUUUAUCAUUUUGAAGACCAGGGGAAGAAACAUCAACAUCGUCGCAGGAGGAGUAGGAAGUCUCGGUCUGACAAUGCACUUCAUUUGGUUGCAGAAAGGAAGACCUCCCCAAAGGAGAGACUUAAUUUUUAUUCUCCCCAGGAUUAUGACAAGUUUGUUCAAAAUAAAACUCCUCAUGCAGUUCGGGCAUGCACACCAAACUCGUAUAGCCAUUAUACUCAUAUUGCUUCAGACUAUGACCAGUUUCUUGGAUUUUUUGGUGAUGAGGAAGACUCUUGGUAUUCAUCGUCAUCCUCAUCAGAUUCUGAAGAAGAAGGAUACUUCCUGGGACAGCCCAUUCCACAGCCCAGAUCAGUGAGAUAUCCAUACUAUACAGAUGUCCUUGCUAGUCCAACUGCUGAACUUCCCAGUUCUCAGUUUGGACAGAGGACAACAAAAUCUAAAAAGAGGAAAAUGCACAAAGGCAAAAACUGUAUAAUUUCUUAAGUUUUACUAAUAAUUAUGAACUCUGUGCCUACACUGUUUUUUUAAUUUUUACAUAAAUAAAUGGUUUAAGUAAAACCUGGAACAUGGGCACUCUGUCAAGGCCCUCUAGUAAAGAAUGAACAGAAUUAGGAGAGGAAAGAGCAUUGCAUAACUGUUCAGAAGACCCUGUUAGGGACUGAUAAUCAGCAAAAUAAUGGGAAAGAAAAUAUCAGGACUAAAACCAGAAAGGAGUCAGCAUUUUUGGUUCAACUCUUGUCUGCUACUGCAGUUGUCUCAAUAAAAUUACUGGUUUAGCUGUGUUCACAGAAUUCUAGAAUUGUAUAAGUUCAGGUGUGAAAAAUGUGUGGCUCUCCAGAUGCUAAUUAUCUGCAGCCCAAAUAAUACCUAAGGUGGCUCCCAUUCCUCCUGUCUUUUCUGCAAGAACCACAGUAAUAUUUUGUUUCACUUUCCAAACAUGUCAUGUCAAAACCAAAGGUUGCUGUAAAAUGAGCCAGUUUACAGCUAGUGUAUUUUGAAAGUUUGCAGUUUACAAACCAGAGAUUAUGGUGUACAACAAGCCAGUUGAUUUCAAAAUGAAGUCUGGCAUAUAUCACUUACUCACUGCAAUGCAGUUAAAGUAGUCAUGGUACGAAGAGAGCACACUAAUCUUGAACCCAUCGUUGGUCUCCCCGCUUGGAGUCUCCAUGUAUACUGGAGGUUCUUCUCUUCAAAACCCUGACUUUUUCCACACACAGAGAGGGUGAACAUAAGCAGCAUUACACUUCAUUCUUCAGUUGCUUACCUGUCUAGAUCAGGUAACACUUAACAGGGCUUAUUGGAAAUUAUGGUUUAUUAAAACACUCUGGUUCACACACAACGUGAAAAUUUUGGGGAAAUGAAACGAAAUAUUGUUCUUCCAUUCAUCUACUUAGGCAAAGCCCUUUUGGAGCUUUUAGUUUUCCAGGUUUCCCUGAGCAAGUUGCUAAACUGUGACAUGUGCACAAUCAUUCUGAUAGCACCAUGUAAUGUACUGAAAAAAAAAGAGGCACACAAACAGUAACCAAGGUAUAGCUAGUCACUCUGUCCAAAUACUGGAGCGUCUGUCUUUCCUUUGCACAUGUAAUGCUGAAAUGGGCACAGAAUGUACAACCUUCCAAAUUUGUUGACUCUGAGUUUCUUUUACUCCCAGCAACCAUAGACAAUGCUUUAGCAUACAAGAAUCUGGACUUCAGCAGUCUCUGGAGCGGGGAGGGUUAUCUGCCUCUGGGCCUAAGGUGCACUUAGCAUUAUGUAGAAACAAUCUGUUCUGUGCAUACUCUUUAUUGACAAAACCCAACUGUUCUGAUGUCAAAGAUGCUCUGCUUCUGUGGAAGAUCAAAAGCAUUUGAAGCCCACCAAAUUAACAAUUUUCUUUUAAUUUUUGUCUCAGUGAUGCUUAUGCAGGCAAAAUAAAUUUAACAUGGAAUGUUUAUUUCCUUUAAAAUGUGGUGUAAGAUACUAUUCCUGCCUAUAAAGUUAACUGCAUUAAGUUGGCGAGUCUGCUGACUGUUGUUGAAAAAAAGAAGUCUGGAGAAUCCUGUAUGUCUGAAACACUAUUCCAGGUUUCAAAUGUAGUAUAUGAACAGCUGUUCGAACCAACAAAUAUUUAUAAAUUUAGUAUUUCAUAGCUCAAAUGUGUAUUACAGUGCAAAUAUUGUACAUAUUGUAAAGUUAAGAUUUAACAGACUAUUUUUAUAUCCCUGAAUUGCAAGACAUUUGUUUAAAAUACAAGCAUAGUUUUAGUUGAGGGUUUACCAUCAGCUUGGGUCAGACAGGGGUUUGUUAAAUUUAUAGUAGUGAAAUGUUUAAUUUGACAGUAAAGCUCUGUUUGCAUGGUGGAGCUAUGUAAAUACUGUUUAAGCUAUGGUUCUUAACAUUAAAGGAAUUAUUUAUGAGUAAAAAAAAUAAUCUCUGUAACUAUCAACUGCCCAUGCACAUCUGUUAUGUAGAUAUCUACCAAAACACACCAUUCAGUAUAACAUAUGACAGGCACUAAGCUGACCUCUCAAUACUGAAUAGGGGUUGUCUAUAGUCUUCCAUAAAUACCCUUUAUAAAGGUGAUUUAUACCACAAUAAUGCAAACUAUAGAACUGAAAAAGGAAAAACACCUCUCUCACGUACCGUCUUCAAAGUUGGCCAAAUUUUGCUGUACUAUGCUUUUAAUAAAGGUAUUAUGACAAUACCUAUUCUGUUUUCCAGUCCCUACCCUAAGAUGACAUUUAUAUGUAACAACACUCACUGUUGAUCAUUUCUGUUGAGUUUAUCCACAAUAAUCUCAAGAUAUUUCUUGCUUAGACAGUAUCAACUCUAAUCCCACUAGUACAUAUAAUACUAGGAUUAUUUUCCACCUGCUUACACAAAAUGACUAUUUUAUCAUUUUUGUUCCCCAUUUACAUGGUUUGGAGCUCUCAGAUUUCCAGGCUUUCCUGAGCAAUCCACCCAGCUACACCAUGAGUGCCCUUAAUCUCAUAGCUCCUAUAUCAAUGUACUGGAGAAGGAAAGCAGAAAUGGUACAGGAGAAAGGAUAAUAAUUAUGAAUAGUGUCAAAUUCCUCUGUACCAAUGUACCGUUUAUUACAUGAUUCUGGUUAGAACAGCUGCCUUUCAUAGAGCAAUUUGUAAAAAUAGACAUCCUUUAAUAUACUAGAAACAAUGAAUAUUCAAGGAGCAAAACAGUAUAUACAUUAUCCCAUUACGUUGCUUCUGAAAUUAAAUACAUACCAUUUCCCCUACAAUAAGACCUAACCUGAAAAUAAGCGCUAGUAUUAUUUUUCAGGAUGCUCGUAAUAUAAGCCCUAUCCCA